Messenger RNA from Solanum tuberosum (potato), 393 nucleotides. RefSeq names its product zinc finger MYM-type protein 1-like. The transcript has 2 exons. NCBI's taxonomy places the organism in Eukaryota, Viridiplantae, Streptophyta, Magnoliopsida, Solanales, Solanaceae. Bases 1 to 393 code for a protein of 130 amino acids. The record is from RefSeq and is a predicted model, not a curated record.
AUGACUUCUCCAAUAAUUCAAAAAGAUAUUGUGAGUGCAUGCAAGAUAGAAACAAUUAAAGCUAUUCUCGAGGAACUAAAUGGUGCCUACUUUGCCUUACUAGUUGAUGAAUCUUUUGAUAUUUCACGAAAGGAGCAAAUGGCUACUGUAUUACGAUAUGUUGAUAGAAUGGGAUUUGUGAUGGUGCGACUUAUUGACAUUAUUCAUAUUCAAGAUACUAGUGCAUUAUCCCUGAAAAAGACAAUUAUUAAUUUACUUGCUCAACAUUCUUUGAGUCCAUCACGUGUGCAUGGACAAUGUUACGAUGGGGCAAGCAAUAUGCAAGUUCUUGAAUCAAUUGCUCUUGAUGCACGAAGUAUGGAUGAAAGAGCCAAGGCAAAUGUGACAUCUUGA